Molecule: messenger RNA, 588 nt
Organism: Auxenochlorella protothecoides
Lineage: Eukaryota; Viridiplantae; Chlorophyta; Trebouxiophyceae; Chlorellales; Chlorellaceae
Exons: 4
Coding region: 1-588 (195 amino acids)
Source: RefSeq, a predicted model, not a curated record
AUGUUGGCGAGCGGCCUGAGCUCCAAUGCGGCAUUCAGGCCGGUAUUUGGGAGUCAGACGGGCUGCAGGAGGAGUGUGCGGCCUCAGCACAUCACCAUUGUGGUCGUGAGGGCAGAUAGUGGCGGCUUCAAUCCCUUCCGGCGCAAGGAUGGGGAUCAACAGGACGCCGCCAAGAAGGCGCUGCAGGAUGCCUUCCAGGGCAAGAAGAACGUGUUCAAGGAUGCCGAGGACCUGGCUGCCAAGCGCGCAAAUCGCGAGGAGUGGAGCGGCGACUGGAGGUCGUGGCUCACCGACGCGCGCCAGGGCCUGGUAGGCUUCAUCAAGUUUGUCGCCUCCAGCACCCUCUUCGUGUUGGUGCUGGCCAGCUUUGCGCUGUGGAAACCUGCCCUCCAGUCCAUCGCCAAAGUGUUUCGAUGGGCGUUCCGCCUGGACAGCAAUCCCCGUGCCCGGCUGAAGGCAGAUGAGGCGGCCCCAGAGGUCGACCUUUCAAAGAGCGGCGACGAGCUCGGUGCGUCGCGCAGGGGCAUUGUGGGAAACGGCAUGGGGCUUUCUCUGCUCUUUGUUUCAUCCAGGGGCCAUAAACCUUGA